Molecule: messenger RNA, 552 nt
Organism: Suillus discolor
Lineage: Eukaryota; Fungi; Basidiomycota; Agaricomycetes; Boletales; Suillaceae
Exons: 2
Coding region: 1-552 (183 amino acids)
Source: RefSeq, a predicted model, not a curated record
AUGACAACCAAAGCCAAAGUGGCCCUGGAAGAGAAGGUGAUAGGCACAUCAAAGAAGCAGAAGCCUGUCAAUGAUGCAGAUGGAGAUAACACUACUGCACAACUAAAGAAGGCAAAAACUCACCCAGCAGCUGGGAAUGCCUCCACUGGAAAUCUCACAGCAGUCAACCAAGGUUCUGUGACAUCAUCAAUUGAACCCUCAAAAUCACCAACCCUGGCACCAGCAGUGAUGAGUUGUCGUGCCAUAGUUCACACUGAGGAAGAGGAAGCCACAUUAUCCACCAAUGAGGUUGACUUGGAUUCCAAAGAGAGUGAGAGUGGAUCACAAAGCAGCAAGAGUGAGUCGGAGAGCAAAGAAGAUACUUCUGAAGACCAGCUGAAACAGAUGAUGAAGGAUUGGAACUCGCCUGUUUACGCAUCUUUUGAUCCCACACCAAGGAUUGUUGAAAUCAAUGGAUGCCAUUGUAGCACUCGGAUCGGUGUUGGGCUCGUAUCCUGCCAAUUCCAUAGGUAUCCCACACACAUAUUCCUCGACACUCCAUUUACCUUCUGA